AUGGCUGCGACUCUGCCGCUGCCAUCCCUUAUGCUAGGUACGGUAGUUUUCCACAUUGAGUCUGCUUGCAACUUUUGGACGCAGCCAGCAAUGGCAGCAUUGGCAAUUCCAAACUUGACAGGAGGGCAGUGAAAAGUGGGCAAGGGCGCAAAGCAGGAGGGUUAGGGCCACUUACGGUAUCCUGGACCUGCAAGGAUGGCCUUUGAGGUUUGCUCACAAGCAUCAUUAGUUCGGGAAUGUUCGUUUGGCCGCACGCUCGCGCUUGGUAGUCAAGAUGGUCGGAAUGCCCGUCAUAUGCUUGAAGGUGCUGCAAGUCUCUUUGCAGUUCGGAUAGGUGGAGCUCAAACACAGAUAAGACCUGGGCUAUUUGUUCUCGCAGCGGCAGGCCCUGGUGAUGGAAAAGGUACAGAAAAGGCGUCAGCUGCAGACUGGCCUAGAAAAAUACAACCUCGAUACUGGAAAGACAUGCCGGAACCUCGGGAGUUUUGUGAAGGAAAGGGUUUUACCACUCCGGGAAGUGCGCAGCGGCUGGACAAGCGGACCGUGGUUAAGAAGAAGCUUGCCAAGUAUGCACAGUUCAUUGGGGGAGGGAAAAGUAUUACGACUGACCCAAAGCUUGUCAGAAUGCUGAACUAUCGGUUGACGUCGGGCGAGCACAAAGGGAAAAUGCUGCGGGAGGUCAGUAAAAAGUAUCUUGAGUGGUUGGCAACGAGCGCUGCGCCGAUAAAGCCCCUGCAGAAGGGGGAGCUGAACAAAGUGGUGCUCCGCAGCAAGGAAGAGACACUUGACGUGGGUGAGAUGGCAGCUAUCGUGCUGCAGUUGCCGGAGAUUAAGAACAAUGUGAGGCAGGUCGAUGUUGACGAUAUGCAGGAAGCUGCAAUGCAAGGCAAGGGUAAAGGCGCGGAGUCAGGCCAGGACGUCUACAGGACCGCUCUGUUCAAGCUGAAGAGCAUGGACAUUCAGCUUGAGCUGGACAAGAAGGAAAAGGAGGAGAAGAAGGAGGCGGCGCGCUGGGCGGUCAAAGCUGGGGUGAUUAAGGAUCCCUCUGAGGCCAGGCGCGCAAGGAGGAGGGUCAAGCAAUGGGACGAGGCGGAAGAGCAGAAGAAGAGCAGUCUAGCGAAGACUUUUGAGGAGCGGAGGCUGCAGGAAACAGAAUUGGAGGCGGAAGAAGCCUUGAAAAGUAGCUAUGGUGUUGCGGCCAGUCAGCGGUCGGAUCGCGCGUUGCCACCAGGGCAGCUUCUGGAGUUCAAGGGGCGUGGGGAAAUGCUUGGUGUAGCACAGCAGGCCCUUAUGAAGGCCAAGCUGCACUCAAGCAAGCCAAAGGACGCUGACCUUGACCCGGGCCGAUUGUUUGAAGAGAGCCAGCCCUCUGCAAAGCCCACAGCUAGACGCGGAAGGCCUAAGAGGGACACGGGAGGGAGCUCUUCGGGGGUGGAUUGGAGAACAGUUUCCAAGAAGCCCUAAGCCCUUGAGUUUGGACUCGGUGUGCACGCAGGAAGAGUUAGCGAUGUGAUCAGGAAGCGUCGAGUGUUUCUGGUAGGUUGUCUGAUCAUGACAAGUGACCAGUAGGCUGGGACAUGCGUUGUUCUGCUCCCUGCAAUUUGUAUACUAUUCUGUGACUAGUACCAAAGAUAGUCCUUCCUUUGUGUACAUGAUCAGAUCAACGUUAACUGGUU
Messenger RNA from Klebsormidium nitens, 1676 nucleotides. The record is from the annotation of a GenBank genome assembly. NCBI's taxonomy places the organism in Eukaryota, Viridiplantae, Streptophyta, Klebsormidiophyceae, Klebsormidiales, Klebsormidiaceae.